This is a messenger RNA of Mercenaria mercenaria, 2263 nucleotides long. RefSeq names its product interferon-induced protein 44-like. The transcript is spliced from 7 exons. The coding region runs from base 100 to 1029 and encodes 309 amino acids. The record is from RefSeq and is a predicted model, not a curated record. NCBI's taxonomy places the organism in Eukaryota, Metazoa, Mollusca, Bivalvia, Venerida, Veneridae.
CACAGGUGUGCUUGGGGAUCGUAAAAAAGUCCUCUGAUUAUAUUUGCUUGAUAUGCCAUAGUCGUGGCAGGAUAAAUCUCUUUGUAGUGUCGAAAGAAAAUGUUCCUUUUUCGUCCAAUCUACAAUCAAGUUUCAGGUCUAUAUUAUGACCCUUGGCGCAUUCCUGACGCAUGCACACUAUGGCAAUGGAAAGAAGAGACACAAAAAACGAUUCUUGAGGAGAAAGUUGCCAAAAUAAAACCUUUAAACGUCAAAGCUUGUGACAAACUCAAUUUGUUGAUAAUUGGACCAAAAGCGCAUGGAAAAUCGUCUCUUAUCAAUGCAAUUGCUUCUGUCAGCAUGCAAGAAAAAACAACAAUGAGCAACGCAGGGUCUGGUCAAUCAAGUUCUGACAAUGUGACAACAGUGUACAGACGAAUAAAAUUCCCCGGUCUUUUCGAUAGCUUUACGGUUGGUGAUGUUAAAGGUCUCACUAAAGAAGUCGGAGCUUCAUCUAACUUGCUUGAAGACUUGAAACUGCUAAUAAAAGGACACAUAAAGCCAGGCUACAAGUUCGACGCCACGAAGCCAAUUGCCACAGAUGAUAGUUUCUACAUUGAUAACCCCAAUACAGCUUAUAUGAUUCAUGGUGUUAUCAUAGUAUUUGAUAUCACUGAAACCUAUGAGAUACACGCGGCUCACUUAAAUGAUAUAAAAGAUCUUACAAAAAAACUACACGAAAUGAAUAUUCCAAUUUCCGUGAUGUUGACAAAGGCUGACAAAUUAUGUCGCAGAGUUGCUGAAAAUGUAGAGUACAUUUACCACAGUAAGAAAGUACUCACUGCUGUUAUAACCGUAGAAAAGGCGUUAAGCGUUCCGAAGAAAAAUAUACACCCUAUUGUCAAUUUCGAGGAUGAAAUUUCAUUUGGAUGGAAGUCUAGCUUGCCAUUACUUGUUGCACUUAGGGCGUGCCUUAGUAUGGCAAAAUGUCACCUCUAUAAUGAACAGCAGAAGAAAGGAAAUGCGGAAGCGGAAGCCAAAAGCAAGUAGUGAGACGUUAGUAACCGUGUUGUUGUAUUUUGGCUUUAUAACUUUGAAAGUAUAGACCACUUACAGAGUUCCAAAAGGUUAAUGACAAAAAUAAAAAGUCUGUAAAUAUAAGCAUCGUGAUUUGUGUAAUAUUUAGCUUCAGAUUGAAAUACAUUGCUUGUUUUAAGAAUUAUGCCGGAAAGUACUUCAGGCACUUCAUUUUCAACUUUGUACCAAUAUAAAGACUGACAACUGCAAUUCUUUAAUUUAGUUGAAAUUUUAAAAAAAAGUUAUACUUGAGAUAAAAUAAUUUUGUAAUGUUAACUCAUCAUUACAAAUGGUAUUUAACUUCUUUUUCAUAUUCUGCUGUAGCCUGUUUAUAAAACCGGGAAGAAACCAUGUAAUAUUGUGGUGUAUGUGCUAAACUUGAGCAUGUAUUGCUCCAGUGCAAGAUUUGUGUUGCAUAAUGCCAUGGUACACUAUAUUUGUUUCUAUUUAUAUUAUAGUGUAUUUUGUAUAUUUAGAUUUGGAAACGAAGAAAUAACUGUGCUUCAUAGACACAAAUUCUUGGAUAUCUUCUGAUUUACUACUAAAUGAUUUGUAGUACUGUGUACUAGAUUUUACAUCGUUUUAGCACAAAUUUUUAUGUUUUUCUGUGUACUCUCUCUUUCCUCAAGAUUAUUAUUAAUGGCAUUUGGAUGAAUUUCAAUGUUCAUUUAUAAGCUAUACCUAGUACUUAAUUGCCAAAGUAUUUGAAAACAUGUAACAACUGGUAUAAAUUAAUAAGGUUUCAUAAUUUAACGGUUAAGAUAACAAUUAUGUAGGGAUAGCGUAUUCGACUUUACUCAGUCUGUAGCACUAUUUAGUUAAUUAAAGAGAAUUCCUAUAGUUUUUUUCCUUUCAUAGAAUUUUUUUAAAUUCACAUAUAUGAUAGGAAAAUUUGUGCUGAAAACAAUGAACAAAUAAAAACAAUAGGUCACCAGGCUUGUUUUUGUGGAAAGUUGUUUUGAACACACCCACUGUUGCUGAAAUUGCCAGCGAUUUUUCAACAUUUUCAUAAUUUUCUGCUUUUUUAUAAACACCAACCAAAAUAUACAUCAAGACAGCACAAUACGUUUUUUUUCUUUUUACAGAUUUUAUUAUAUGCUUAUUUGAUAUCAUAGUCAUAUUUGUAAUACUCUGUCCUUACCAUAAUGGGUACAAAUGAAAAAAGAAUAUUGUUUCAUAUUUACUUUUGUGAACUUUUUUCUAUGAA